This is a messenger RNA of Folsomia candida, 4632 nucleotides long. It is a transcript of the gene unc-5, whose product is annotated as netrin receptor UNC5C. Gene Ontology annotation, molecular function: netrin receptor activity; protein binding. Gene Ontology annotation, cellular component: membrane. The record is from RefSeq and is a predicted model, not a curated record. Bases 234 to 3209 code for a protein of 991 amino acids. NCBI's taxonomy places the organism in Eukaryota, Metazoa, Arthropoda, Collembola, Entomobryomorpha, Isotomidae. Gene Ontology annotation, biological process: netrin-activated signaling pathway; motor neuron axon guidance. The transcript has 22 exons.
CAGAUGAGUCAAAAUUCCCCGACUCGCUCCCCACCGACGAUCCUUGGGCGUAUGAUGUCCUCUGGUUUCAAGAAGAGCCCGAACCUGAUGUGUUCAUCAUUCGAAACAAGCCUGCCACGCUGACUUGCCGAGCAGCAUCUGCACUAAAAGUUUACUUCAAAUGCAACGGAGCCGUCGUUCCCAACAAGCGACAACUUUUUAGAAGCUCGACCCACGAAAAUACUGGAUCUCCAAUGAUGGAAGUCCAGCUCAACAUUACGCGUGAAGAAGUCCAAGAGUUUUUCGGUUCGGAACGAUUUUCCUGUGAAUGUGUCGCCUGGAAUCGGAGAGGACCUAAGCGCAGCCAACCUUCCCACAUUGAGAUUGCUUAUUUGAAGAAGUACUUCGAGCAAGGCCCAUACAGCAAGAGCGUGGAACUUGGAUCACAAACAGAAAUGCGAUGCAUUCCUCCCGAUGGGGUCCCCGUCACAGUGAUAUCCUGGAUCCGAGAUGGACAACAGAUUGAUCCGAAACGCGACCCAAAUUAUAUAAUCACGGCGGAUGGUCAUCUUCUCAUUGCCCAGACGCGUUUAAACGACAUGGGCAACUAUUCCUGUGCAGCGCAAAAUAUUGCAAGCACACGAAUCUCAGAGCCGGCACUUUUGACAGUUUAUGUGAAUGGAGCAUGGGGGACGUGGUCGGCCUGGUCAGAAUGUUCCGGUCCCUGUGGAAAAGGGGUACAGAAACGAAGUCGGGUUUGCAACAAUCCAGCCCCUCUCAACGGAGGUCGUCCCUGCUCUUCAUCUGCCGUUCAGAAGCAAGACUGCCUGCUCCCAUGUCCUCCCGUCGAUGGUCGUUGGUCGGGCUGGUCGACUUGGUCAAGUUGCGGACCAGAAUGCAAACACCACAAGAGACGCACCUGCACAAACCCGUCGCCUUCGAAUGGGGGCAAAUUUUGUGUCGGGAAGGACACAAUGACGACCAACUGUACUGGAGGGCUUUGCAAAGAUUCUGGAAGUGAAUUCAUCUCAAUUGAAACAACUCACUCGAACAGUGACCAAGCUGCACGAGCCGUAGCGGAAACAGACAUUGCACUCUAUAUUGGACUGGGUGUGGCGAUCGUGGUUUUUGGAAUUGUCGCCGUCGUCGUCAUCAGACUUAUGCGGCGGAAAGGGAGAGAUCACGUCAUGUAUGAUAUGGCCCCGAGUGAUUAUCCACCUGGCUACUUUCCUGAUCACUCGAAAAAACUGGGCAUGCAACCCGACCUCACAGCAAAUACGUCCAACGGAUCAACCAACUCUGGGGUGGGAUUACUCUUCCCUGAAUAUACUUAUCCUGCCGGAUCCACCUCCAAUUCUCACAAGGAGACACUUCCGCUCACCCCAGCCGAUCAUCAUCACUACGACGUUCCGCAUCUCCACCUGCAGCCCAACAUUCAUACCGCGUCCCUAAGUCUGAACCACUACCACCCAAAGUCUCCUCUCCUCAUAAAUGGUCUCAACAUGAACAAUAACUGCAACAAUGGAAUUGCAGUUACCGCGUUGACGACGCCAUCCGAGGAAAACACGGUGCGUAUGCAUCAACAAAACGUGGACAAGAAUACGUACUCGGACAAGAACGGUGGGGUUCCACGAUGCGUCUCUUCGGACAGCGUUUCCAGUUCGUUUAGUUCAUCCUCCGGACCUUCUCGUCCCAACUCUUUAUUUUACGACGAAUCCCCCGAAAACAUGGGACGUGGAGCGGGUGUCAACGGAAGCAUCAGCGGCGGAGGAGGAGGUGGAAGCAGUGGGGGUGGUGGUGCCAACCUCUUCAGAGACUCGAUAACUUCGACCAGCCUGCUCCUCGAAACUUGUGAUCCUGACUGUAUUUCAUGGGCACACGCCAACUCGUCCGGAUGUCGAGUGACCGUUAAGGACACUUUGGUCAAUCUCACCAUCCCUGAGGGAAGUCUUGCCAAAACGGAAGAGGUUUUUUGUGCCAUCCUCACCGACGAGAAGGACCGACCCCAUCUCGCUGAUGGGCAAACCCUCUUGAGUCCAGUUAUCUCGUGCGGCCCGAGAAACGUCCAAUUGAAAAAACCUGCCAUCCUGAGCUUUCAACAUUGCGCAGCCCUAAAGAUGUCGAACCAAGGGUGGAUUAUUUCCUUGUAUCAUUACGAGCACGAAACUCUCACCAGUUCCAGUACGUCGUCGUCGGACAAUAAUUAUGGGAAUUGGAAGAAAUUGGCAACCGUCGGCGAAGAGACAAUGGACACUCCGGUAUUCUUGCAAAUGGACAGCAACCAAGUAUACCUAGUGACCGAUCAUUUAUCGAAAUUUGCCUUAAUCGGAGAGUCCACACUGGGCAGAAAGGCGGUCAAGACGCUUCGCCUCGUAGCCUUUUCUCAGGCUCAAGUCAACAAUCCAACCACGACGAAUGAAUACACGAUACGUGUCUACGUAUUGGACGACACCACAGCGGCCCUUGAGCGCGUAAUGUCAAGAGAGAAAGGGCUCGGUGGCAAAGUUUUGGAUAAACCGAGAAGUUUAUUGUUCCAAGACGGCGGUGAAAACCUUUGCAUCUCUCUCGAGGACAUUGGAACUGGAUGGAAAUGCAAAGGAAGUUACCAGGAACUCGAGUUUUGUCGUGUGUGGGGCAACAGACAAUCUGAUCUUCACUGUUCUUUCACCCUGGAGAAGACGGAGCGUCGCGUAAAUGCGAUAUGUUUCCGGUUGGUGGCCUACCAGCAUGUUCAUAACUACUUGAGAAAUGGUCACGUUCAGAAAUUGACAUCGCAGAAAAUCACAUUCCGGAUUCGUACUGAAUUGAGUGGAAAUAAGUCAAGAACAAACCAGUUUUCUGGAGUAGCGACGUCUUCCCCGGAGGUAACGAUGGCCCCGCGCUCAUCCACAGUAACGAGCAGUGGUUGCAGCUCUAUGGUCACUCUCGAACCGAAUAGUCCACUUUCUCGCUUACCACAAACCCUGAAGAAGAAACUAUGUCAUUGUUUAGAUCAGAAUCAUCCGAACGGGAAGGACUGGAGACUUUUGGCGAAAAAGUUGGGUGUCGAUGAAAGAUAUACAAAAUACCUCACAAUGAAGACUUCCAGCCCAACGGAACACAUUUUAGAUUUAUGGGAUGUUAAGAAUCGAAAACCAGAAGCUAUUACAGAUUUGCUAAAUGCUUUAAGAUUAAUGGAGCGUCACGAUGCAGUCGGACUCCUCGAGAAGGAGAUGGGUCCGUGGAUAUAGUUUGAAUUAGUGUUACACAUAUUUAAAUUAUUACGCCGUUGAAUUUGCUGAUCUCUAUACAUUUGAAAAUCAAAGAUAUUAAAAUUAAUUGCCACAUUUGUUUGAGAUCCAAUUAUUAGUCAGUCAGUAUAAUUUUUAGUUUCUUCGUAAAUAAUUUGCCCUGUGCAGAUAUUGUUUUAUUACCAAAGCUAAACUAUUUAUUAACAUCACAGAUAAUUAAUUAGUGCCGUUGCAGCAUUAAAGGAAAGACAGUUUAAAAAUUGUCUAUUAACAGAUACCAAGUGCCAAUAGGUGAUGAUGAUGUGUAGAAAAUUACCGGUUAUUUCACAGAGUCCGACUUUCAGAAAUAUUUAACCCUUCUUCUCUAGUAGCUGCGUAUGUAUGUCUUUAAUUAAAGUGAGCAUGACCACUCAUACUUAUGUAUGCCACACUAAAAAAAUAUUAUUGUACAGCUCAGGGUUUACUAAGGGAAAGAUGAUAAAUUACAUAAUUUAAUUACCAUCAGAGAAAACUUUAUUCAUAAUUUUAGAACGGCAUGUUUGUAAAUUUGUAGAGGAGCGUAAUUCUGUAAAAUUGAACAUGUAAUUAGUAGAUUCGUACGUAAAAAUAAUUCAGAUACGUGACUAUGUAAUUGAUAGCUAAAACUAAUUUAUAACUGAAUUUAACUGUAAUUUGCUACUACACACAUAGUUCGCAGCGUGCUAAUCGUUAUUUAAAUUUACGAUCCGCCAGAAUUGUGACCAGUUGAUCGAAUAUGUAAUGACACAGUUCGAAACUUUCCCAGCCAACUCUUGACGCAUUACAUUUUGUACCAUAUUAAAAUUAAAAAUAAUUAAUGACGAAGAGCAGACUAACCGUACCACUAGUUUUAGCCGGUUUUAAAAUCAAUGUCAAAUGUGGAGUAGGCAUAAUUUAAUAUAUUAUUAUAAGCUUUAAAUUGUACUAAUAAUUUGUCAUCCCCUUAUUAAAGUAGUCCAUAGUACAAAACCAAACCAACUCGGCUAAAACAAUAUUCAUAAACGGUAUCGGUUUAAUUAUGGCGACGAUGACAUCGUAAAUAUUAAUAUAACACUACACAUUAAAUAGUUAUAACUAAUUUAAGCCCUAAAAACGGAGACUAUCAAUUAGAAUCAGCAGAAUAUAAAAUAGCGUAACGAGAAAUGUGUUAGUAGAAUUAAAAAUGUCGUUAAUUUAUUUACGAAAUUAUUUCAUGCACGCAUGACAUGAACAAAGCGUGCUCUCUGGAAUAUUUAUUGUAAUAAUUUAAUUUUGUUUUUGUAGAUCUGAGAAAACUGAGAAAAAUACUGGUUAAAAAUUUAGAAUUAUGUCAAGACCCGGUAUGAUUAAGUCCGUAUUAUACGAUGAUAAAUAAUUACUAAAAAAUAAUCUGAUGACGAUUAAAAGAUUUUUACUACUGAGAAAA